UGCUCGUUUCUAUCGGAUCGAAUGCAACGAUUUUGUCGGUGAGACUUGCAGAAGGAAAGACAGAACGAAAAAAAAAGUAGUGCAGCAAUCGAGGCGAGCUUUAAACAUCAAUUGCAAUCGGAGGCCACGUGGCCACAAACAACGAGCUCCGGGAGCAAGACUCUCAUAGUACUUUUUUUAAACUGACAGCAAACAGGAACUUAGGCGACAUCAUGGAUUGGGAUUGGGCAGUUGGUGGCAUUACAGAUGAGAUACCAAGGACAACGGGACCAGAAUGCAUCAAUUACAUGACCGAACGGAGACGUAAUAUUGAGACGGUCCUGCUGUCGGCCCUCUUCAUCUUCAUUAUGUACAGAUCGUGGAAACAGUUGGCACCCAUUAAACUACCUCCGCCUCAUGAGAUACAAAAGACCCACAGUGUUACACGUCUCCUGCUAAUCAUCGUGAUGUCCAUGAUCUUUGGCAUUGAAAUGGGUUUCAAGCUAGCGGGUCGUUCGAUGAUCUUUGCCUUGAAUCCUUGCCAUGUACAAACUUGCCUGCAGAUCUAUUUGCUUGCUGCUAAGCCCACAAAGACAACCACAGCUCUGUUUCGCAUACAGAUGAGCAAUCUCAAUGGACCAUUUCUGGCCUUUCUCUUUCCCGAGGUGGAGGGACGUACAUAUCCCUUCGAACAGGCCACAUAUUGGAUACAACAUGCAUUGCUCUAUAUUAUUCCCAUUUAUAUUCUAAGAAGUGGAGCAUAUACCAUAGAGGAUCUUGGAGAUUUUCAUUGGGCUAAAAUAGGAACUGCUUUUAUGUUGUUCUAUCACUUUGUGUUACUCUCUCCACUAUCUAUAUUCACGGGCAUCAAUCUGGAUCACAUGCUAUGUGCCGCCGUUUCUGAUCCAUUUCAGGGUCCAAAUUACAGACUGUUUGCCUGUUGUCAUCAGACCUUACUUUGCCCAUUACUGAAUAAGGGAACAGUAUUCUUGUUUGGUUCACGCAAAUCGCGACUAAAUUCCAGUGAUAAUGGUGUGCAUAAUAAUGUCGGUUGUGAGAAUUUAAAUUCAGAAAUGCCCAUGUACCAUCAAUUGAACACACAGCAGGAGUAUGCCACCGCUGAAGAAGCGGAGGAGAGUCUUAUGCGGCAUCGCUAUAAUGCCCAUAUGCAGAAUGAGGCUGCCAUUACUGAAUACACUAUGCCCACUACGAAAAUUGACUAGUAUAGAGCCAAGGAUCGAGCUGCUACAUCCGAGGAAAAAGCAAGGUUUAAGAGUCCGUUAUGCAAGUCAAUUUCAAAACUACAUAUAGCAAUUUUCAAUUUGACAUUUUAGGCGUUUUGUAGUUAGUCCUUCCCUUAAAUUGUGAGAUAUGUAUAUAAUAUUUCUACAAUUAAGUCGACAAAAUUCAUGCUCAUCGAGGUUAUUAACCUAAAAUACACUCUACAAUAACAAAUAAAAUAUAGAACACACAUAAAUUUACGGUUCAAUUAAAUAUAAAGUUAUGCAAGGGUUUUUUUUUCUGUUAUUUGGUGAAAAAUUAAAAAAUGAUACAACCAUGUAAAUUUGCUGUAAAUUGUAAGAAUUCAAACUGAGGCAAGAUACAAUAAAUAAUCCAAUAUAAAAACC
Drosophila willistoni is the source of this 1607-nucleotide messenger RNA. RefSeq names its product transmembrane protein 164. Lineage: Eukaryota; Metazoa; Arthropoda; Insecta; Diptera; Drosophilidae. The transcript has 5 exons. The record is from RefSeq and is a predicted model, not a curated record. Bases 213 to 1202 code for a protein of 329 amino acids.